This is a messenger RNA of Oxyura jamaicensis (ruddy duck), 2771 nucleotides long. RefSeq names its product isochorismatase domain containing 1 (gene ISOC1). Lineage: Eukaryota; Metazoa; Chordata; Aves; Anseriformes; Anatidae. Gene Ontology annotation, cellular component: cytoplasm. The transcript has 5 exons. The coding region runs from base 84 to 968 and encodes 294 amino acids. The record is from RefSeq and is a predicted model, not a curated record.
GCCCGCCUGGCCGAGGGGAGGAGGCGGCAGCAGGAGGAGGAGGAGGAGCGGGCCGCAGCGAGCUGGCUCGGCUGCCCCUGAAGAUGGCGGCGGCAGAGGCAGCCGCUCCUCCGGGUGGGGUCUGCCCGGCGGCGGGCGGCGGCUCCGUGCCCGUCCUCUUCUGCUUCUCGGUCUUCGCGCGGCCCUCCACCGUGCCGCACGGCGCCGGCUACGAGCUGCUGAUCCAGAAGUUCCUCAGCCUCUACGGGGACCAGAUCGACAUGCACCGCAAGUUCGUGGUGCAGCUCUUCGCCGAGGAGUGGAGCCAGUACAUAGACCUGCCCAAGGGCUUCCUGGUCAGCGAGCGCUGUAAGGUGCGCCUGGUGCCGCUGCAGAUCCAGAUGACUACUUUGGGCAACCUGACACCCUCAAGCACUGUGUUUUUUUGUUGCGAUAUGCAAGAGAGAUUCAGGCCUGCCAUCAAAUACUUUGGUGAUAUCAUCAGUGUAGGUCAGCGGCUGCUCCAAGGUGCACGGCUCUUAGGAAUUCCAGUCAUUGUAACUGAACAGUAUCCCAAAGGUCUUGGCAGUACUGUACAAGAAAUUGAUUUAACAGGAGCAAAACUUGUGCUUCCUAAAACAAAAUUUUCAAUGGUAUUGCCAGAAGUUGAAGCAGCAUUAUCAGAGAUUCCUGGAGUCCGCAGUGUUGUCCUGUUUGGAGUAGAAACUCAUGUCUGCAUCCAGCAAACAGCAUUGGAAUUAAUUGGCAGAGGUCUGGAAGUUCAUAUUGUAGCUGAUGCCACCUCAUCAAGAAGUAUGAUGGACAGAAUGUUUGCUCUUGAGCGUCUUGCUCGUACUGGAAUUAUAGUUACUACUAGUGAAGCUAUUUUGCUGCAGCUGGUAGCUGAUAAAGAACAUCCAAAAUUCAAAGAAAUCCAAAAUCUCAUUAAGGCGAGUGCCCCUGAGUCAGGACUCCUUUCCAAAGUUUAAAGAGGAUGUGGAGGAAGCAAAUGUCAUUGUCAUCUUUAAAUAUUAUGGAAAGCUGUAAGUGCACAUGUACACCUUCUUUCACACUAAGUUUGGCAGCAGUGUAAAAUGAAAAAUUGACAUCCUUGUGCUUGCCUUAGCAAAAAUUGUCUGGUUAUAUUUCUGGGUGCCAGUAUGUUCUGUUUAGUCACAGCUGUCAGAGGCUUUGGGUAUCAUAGGACCCUUUUGUUGUCAGAUUUCAAUAUUUAUUAAAAGCAAACAAGCAAACACAAAUUAACAGAGGUGCCUGCUAGCCUAUCCUAUAUACUGAUUGUAACAGCUCAAAAAAGUGCAUAUUUAUGUGAAACUUCUUGAUUGUGCACUUUGUAGAAAUAUUCUGUGAUCGUCUGUUUUACUUUUUUAUUAAUAGAAGAUAAAUACAUGCUGGAUAAAUGUAAUGUGGUAUGCUUUAAUGUUCUACCUUAAUCAAGUAUUUUAAUAGUACUUAAAUUAAAAAGGACUAAGUUACCUGGAAUACCUGUGUGCAUUUGUUCUUUAGGGUACAAUUUAAAUGCUUUACUUAGUAGACAAGAUGCAUAGAUCAAGCAGCUGCUGAUGUUUGAUUGCUUUCAAUAGCUGAAGCUUGCAUCAUAGUUUUCAAUGAUUCUGAAACUGACUGCCCAAACCUGUACCUCAUUUAAGUAGACACAUACAGAAAUAUGUCAUUUAGUGAGAUCUUUAUAAACAACUGGUUUAAAUCAUUCAGAACUAACAGAUUACCAAAACUUUAAGUAAUUUGGCAAUGUCAAUAAUUUAAAGAACAAAAACUUUUCAGCUCUGACUGCUGAAUCUACUACUGUACUUAGAGUUUUUUUUUAUUAUUAUUUUUUUAACCGCAUUUUGGUUACAUUUAGUAAUUCCAUUGGAUUUACUCAUUUGGCCAAGCAAGCUUUGAAACAAACCUCAGCUUCUCUAGGUUUGUGCUUAUUUUUGUAGGCUGUAGUUGGGUGGAGUUUGAAUGAAACCUGGCCUAAAAGCAUAAUGCAGAAAAAUUGCAUCUGUAACUUAUUGAUAUAUAUAUUUUUUAUCUUAAACCAAACUUUUAACACACAGUUGUUCAUAAAGGCACUUCCUUCAUGUUCCAAUAGUUUAAACAAUGUUAUAUAAAGUUUACAGUAUAAGUGAGACAUUUAUUUUUUUAAAAGAAUACUAGAAGAUGUCAUACUGAACAUUUAUCUUUUUGGUAGAAAACUAAUUACAGUACAUGUAUGUUUUUAAAUUGCUUAUUAGUCCCACAAGAUGGCUCUAAAAGAAUUGUUAAAGAGUUACAACCUUUAUAUGUUCAAAACAAAUAAAAUGUUAACAUUUGCUGUCUCUCUUAUGUUUGUGAUAUUUAUUGAAGAGCAAAUCGGGAAAGCUUUGUUUGCCAUAGACCUUAUUCUAUUUUGUGCAGCUGUGGAAUUUCUAUAGAUGUCAUGGGAAUUUUGUGUAAAGAUCAAGGACGGAUAAUGUCUAAUAAUUCAUGCUUUCUGUGUCAUAUUACAGUGUUAUUCAGUGCUCCAAAAUUUGAGGAAUGAACAUCAUGCUUCAGGUCAGAGGCAGGGGAGGGGAGUUAAGUUGAAGAACCAUUGUCCUAUAUCACUGACCUACUUUUCAAAUUCUUUUCUAGUAUAUUAAUGACGUUGCCUAGCAGUGUAAAGUCCACUUACAUAAAUCAGCAGCUGUGCACAAAAAUACUAUAAAUUUCUUAGGAAAUACGGUUUUACUGUGUUUUUUACUGUUAUGUGUUGAUCAUAUGUAGUCAGUAAUAGAAGGAAUAGUGACAAA